AGGACAUAUUUAAUUGUGUAUUAACAAGAACAAUAAGAUGUUUCCCAUAACAGUACAAGGAAGACAUACCAAAAGGUAUAGUGACUGUGUGUGUGUGUGUGUAUGUCUGUGUGUGUAUGUCUGUGUGUGUGCCUGUGCAUGUGUGUGUUGAUAGUGAUGAUCUGGGAUGUCGAGAGAAAAAGGCCAUCCUUUUAAUCUAAGUCAAAUUGAAUCAACUAUAUUCUGCUAAUCUUCUUGAAGGCUCCCGUCUCGAUGAAAUCUCUCUCCUUCACUACUCCCCACCGUGUACUAGGCCUAUUCAAAGAGAUGUCAGCCUAAUCAUCAUCUCAAUUCUGCUUGACGGAGAUAAUGGGACGAGUAAGGAGGGGCCAACUGUGUUUCUGAAGAAGAGUAUAGCCUAAUGAAAAGAGAGGUACAGCAGAGCGAAGAGAUGCAGCUCUGAACGGGAAUACGUUCUGACCGGGAAGACCUUCCACGGAUUCAGCAGGUGGAAAACAGAUCACAGCGAUUCUGGAUCCAAGAACUCAGGCCUGGAAAUGAUUGUGUGACGAGUACCCAGUGCAGAGACGUCCACCUGUAGCCGUGACAGCAUGGCCGCUGUCCCGACACACGGACACACCCAGCGGCUCGCGGUACUCCCGUUGGAGGCUGGCUCCGACCUCGCCCCUCUGUUCCUCCAAGGCCGUUUUCCUCUUCGUCCUCAUUGUGCUCAUUGUGCUCCAGUCACCUGAACUGACGUGAAUCCGGUUUAACACCUUUCAUUAACUCGCACAUUAAAUGGUACAAAAAACAAAACCGCCGCCUUGCCAUCACCGCCAAACAAGAUAAGCGAGAGAAACUGACACAGACUUGGCCAGCAUGGCGGUCGCCCGGGGCAGAGGUGUGACAACUCUGUAAACCAGACCACAGAUUGGAUAUUCUGCCCGCACAGAACCCUCAUAAUUAUUGUUAUUGUUAUAGCCGUUAACCACAGUCCCAACCCCCCAUGCCACCAUGCCCGGCCUCUGAUUGGCCGUGCCGUGAUUGGGUGGGCGGAGCUCCACAGCUCUUUCCCAGUUGGACGGUGAGCAAUGGCUCCGCCUCUCCGUGGCGGGAGCAUUCUCUUGGCCCCGCCCUUGUUUUUCCUGCUGUCGUUGGGAGCACUGGGAGCACAGUACUGUGUUCCACGGAAAACCUUCCCCUACCAGGACGAGGACCUCAGGCUGUUCAGGGAGGAGGGGGUGUGGAACUACUCCACCAUGCUGCUUCGGGAGGAGCAGGGCGUUCUGAUGCUGGGGGCCAGGGAGGCCAUCUACGCCCUCGACCUCCACAACGUCUCCAGCAAGAAGGCCGCCGUCUACUGGAGAGUGACCAGAGAGAAGCAGAAGGAGUGCGCCUACAAGGGGAAACAGUCCGAGGUGGAAUGCCGGAACUACAUCCAGACCCUGCACCCAGUGAACCAGACCACCAUGUACGUGUGCGGGACCAACGCCUUCAGCCCCGUCUGUGACUACAUGUCCUACUCAGACGGACGACUGGUCCUGCACGGACAGCAGGAGGAGGGGAAGGGGAAGUGUCCUUUUGAUCCCUUCCAGAGAUACUCCUCCCUCAUGGUCGGAAGUGACCUGUAUUCUGCAACAUUCAUCAACUUCUUGGGCUCUGAGCCCGUGGUCCUUCGCAGCUCCCACACGGCCGUGCGGACAGAGUUCAAAAGCUCGUGGCUCAACGAGCCCACCUUUGUGUACAUGGAUCACAUCCCCGAGAGCGUGGACAGCGCGGACGGCGACGACGACAAGGUGUACCUGUUCUUCAGCGAGAAGGCCAUGGAGUACGACUUCUACAGCAAGCUCACCGUGUCGCGGGUGGCGCGCGUCUGCAAGGAGGAUAUGGGCGGCCAGCGGACGUUGCAGAGGAAAUGGACAUCCUUCGUGAAAGCCCGUCUGGACUGCUCUUUGCCCGAGCCCAGCCUGCCUCCUAUUGUCCAAGAUGUCUUCCUGCUCAAAGACCACAACUGGAGGAGGAGCGUCUUCUACGCCGUGUUCACCCCCCAGUCGGGGUCGUCGCGCCUGUCGGCCGUCUGCGCGUUCAGCAUCACCGCCGUCAGGGAGGUCUUCAACGAGGGCAAGUUCAAGACCCCCGUUGCCGUGGAGACGUCCCACGUCAAAUGGGUGAUGCACAGCGGGGAGCUGCCCGUGCCACGACCGGGAGCGUGCAUCAACAACGCGGCCCGCCGGCUGGGCAUGGGGAACUCUCUGGACCUCCCGGACAAGACCCUGCAGUUCAUCCGGGACCGGCCCCUGAUGGACGAGGCGGUGCGCCCGCUGACCGGGCGUCCCCUGCUGGUCACCAGGGGCCCCGCCCUGACCCGCAUCGUGGUGGACAGCGUGCGGGCGCUGGACGGAAAGGAGCACGCCGUCAUGUUCAUCGGCACGGAGAACGGUUUCAUCCAGAAGGCGGUGAACUAUGAGGGGGAGAUGUUUGUGAUAGAGGAGACCCAGGUGUACGAAGACCCUCAGCCAAUCACCACCCUGCGCCUCUCAUCCACCAAGGGCCACGUGUACGCCGGCUCCGCGUCCGGCGUGGUCCAGAUGCCGGUCAGUAACUGCGGGCGCCAGCGGUCGUGCUCGGACUGCGUCCUGGCCCGGGACCCCUACUGCGCCUGGGACCUCCCCACCGCCCGCUGCGCCUCGGUGGGCAGCGGGCGCUCUGCUGCCGUCCAGAGCCUGGUGGAGGGGGACACCUCCGAGUGUCCUGAGCCAGAGCCCGUACCGGUCAUCGAGGUGACCCUGGUCCCGGGGAACAACCUCCAGCUUCCCUGCUCUGCCGCCUCCAACCUGGCCCAGGUCCACUGGCUGCUCUCGGACCGGCCCCUGGGCGCGGGCCCCCGGUACUACCAGUACCCCGGGGGCCUGCUGCUGCUCAACGCCUCGGGGCCCGACGCCGGCCGCUACGUCUGCCGCUCCGUGGAGCGCGCGCGUGGCGGGACCCACAACCGUACGCUGGCGGUCUACCUCCUCGCGCCGGGCCUGGGCGGCCCCGGGGGGGCCGGGAAGGGGCAGGAGGGUGAGGCCCCCGUCGACGAGGCAGUGGCAAAUUCCACGGCGGGACCCGACAUUCCGGGCGUCACGGCGACCCAGGGGCCCGGCCCGGCGGAGCCCGGGGGUCCGGAGACGCAGACGGACGGGGGCCGCGUGGCGGGGCUGCGUGUGGCCGUGGGGGUGCUCGCGCUGCUCUGCCUCGCGCUGACCGCCGCGCUGCUCUGGAAGGUGAAGAGGGGGCCGCUGCUGAGGCUAUUGCCUUGGGGGGGGCCCCGGGAGGGCGAGGCCAAGACCCCCGUGAUGGAGUACGCCCAGGUUCAGAACCACGCGGCGUCGGAGGGGAAGACGGCGGGGGAGGCACCGGGCAGCCCGUGCCUGGGGAACAAUCACCACUCCGGGGUGGACUUCAAGGGGAACGGGGCCCCCCUCUUCACCUCCAUGAGGGACAUUUCAUGUUUGGACGGACUGGGGUACAUCAACGACGAGUCGGAGAUCUGAGGACUGGAAAGACUCUGCAGAGACAGCCGACAUUUUUUAUUCCUUCCACAAUGUGUAGAGAGACUUAAUGUGACAUUUUUCACAAUAUAUAUUUUCUGUACAGCUGCCAUUUUUACUAUUUAUUUGUGCCUGUGAAUUUGUAAAAAUUACUGAAUGAUAGGCCACUGACGCCAGAUAAAAAUAAUAAUACAUUUCAUUUCAUGGACUUGUGUGUUAAAAACAUGACCCUGACCCUGACUAUGGGUGCACUCACACUAGGCCAUCUGGCCGUGGCCGUUGGCCGUUUUCACACCUAACCGUGCUCAACUGGCCCCAUUGUUCUCUGGCCUGCAUUCACACUAGGCGAUCUGGCCGUGGCCGUUGGCCUUCGCAACUGUGGCCUGGCCACGGUAAGCUCUUGUACAUACGUCAUCACGUCGUAACGUCAUUACCAAGCGUCCGCUGCAUGGACCAUAAUAAAGUCUGCCGCCAGUCAGAGUUUUAACAACAAUGGACAACAACACAGAGAACACAGUUUGCACUUUGCUGAGUCUGUUGCUUAAUUAGAGCCGUUCUCAGAUAGAGCCCACUUUCAAUGCAGGUCCUCGACUUUGCAUAUGGUCGCGGAUUCUCCCAAAUACAUCGGAAUUCUUGUGGGUCUUCUCCAACUGUGCCUGAAUAGCAUCGUCUGCCCAAAUGGCUAACAGACUUCUCUAUGGGACCAACGUGAACCAACAGUUGAACCGCUUGACGCCAUGUUUACCGUUUAAUGGGAAAGAAGGCUUGUCGCCUUUAUUAUGUCCAUGGUCGUCGCAUGGACUAUACGUCAUCCAGCUAAGGUUGCGUAGCCGUGCGUGUUCGCGUGCCGGCUCAUUAGCAUCUGUACCGUGGCGGCCCGUACCGUAGCAGCACACCUCUCCCAAGUGGCCUUGUUGGCCUGGCCUGGCCAGACUGGCCACACUCACACUGGCAGAUUUGAGCACGGUUAGGUGUGAAAACGGCAACGGCCACGGCCAGAUGGCCUAGUGUGAGUGCACCCUUAGAGAAAUGUCUAAAUUUCAAUAUUAACUUCUUGGUAAUUUAUUGCAACAUAAAGAUGUGCAUGCCUGGCUUUCCCACGAAAAGAGGUUUUCAGUAGUUCCACUGAUGCAAUACCAAUUCUCAGGAAUCACUCCUUCAUCUGUCACACACAGACUCAAUCACCAUCUCAAGUCAACCGUGUGUGUGUGUGUGUGUGUGUGUUUGUGUGUGUCAUGAGAUGUAUCACUGAUAGGUCUGUGCUUGUUUGCUCUAGGCCAGGGGUUGUGAUUGUGUGACGAAUCAACCACAAGCUGACUUGGCCUGAUUCAAGUCUUUCUGGUUAGGGUGUACCCAAGUCUCCUGAAAGUGGAGACUUGGGUACUGCUGUAGUUCCCAGUAGUAUGGGCGCCCGAGGUGAAACAAACUGGUAUAUAGAUUUAAAAGAUCUAUGCAGAUACAUUUGCCCCGGGAGUCAAUGAGCUACUUGCUUCUAUGUUGAUUUUAAAAGGCAGACUUGGUUUUCGCUCCCUUAUCAGCAAGGGGUAAGGCACCUUGCACAACUCCCAAAGGGAGUCGUUGUGUACAUACGUUUGUAAAUCUCAACUGAUCAUUCCACUGAUAAUGUCAACGAUGCAACUGUCUUAUAUUCUCAUUCUGUCACUGAACACUUUUACCCCGACAGACAGAGUAAAACAUGGGGCGUGGGGCGGUUCUUUAGCCUGGGAACCAGAAACGAAUCUCGCGAGUUAAUAAGUCAUAGCCUACGAACUUCUGAGGGGCUUUUCCUGAACGAUCUUAUUUCGGAAGGGAAGGUUUACGUAAAGAUACGCAUGCGCUUCCGAACCUCUGAGCGUUUUGAAGGCGGCGUUAUAUCUUACUUUGGUUUAAUAAAGUCCACCUGUUUAGUUGAAUAGCAUCCAGCUGGCCCCCCGAAGCCGAACACUGUGGUUUGGCAGGUUGGUUUUUUGGGGGGUUUUCCGACGUUUUUUGUCACCGUCGACAUUGUUCGACUAAUGGUGGGUUCCAGAUGCCUCAGACACCAGCCUUCCGAGUUGAACUUGUGAAGUAAUUCCCUGUCGCAUAGCACUUAUAGCGUUCCCAAUCGUCUUUGUGAUUGUGUCAUUUCAAUGGCUAGUCGUUGUUAUUGUUAGCUACAUUAGGCUCUUUAGCAAACCAGCUCGAAAACAAACACAAAUUGACAUUGUUUUGCAUGCACAGCAAGACCUUGCAAUGCAUAAAUUGGUGACCGGAAUAAAGUAGCAAUGUAAUCAAGUGUGAGAGCAUUUAAAAUCGACAUUACAAUUACCAACUUGGUACAAAUACAAAGAAAAUAAAUCUCUUUACGGCGCAGCCAUUUUUGUUUUUGUUUGCCUCACUGAACUCGGUAUACUCAGAAUUCCGAGAGGGAUCGACCAAAAGGCGGCGGGCUCCGUGAAAAGCAGCAAGAAAGCUGUGAGAUUUCCCCACUUGCGACUCGGAAGCCAUCUGGAACACAACAUAAUUUGACCGAAGUCAAAGAAGAAGGAGAAGACAUGCGCCUGUAAGUAUUUAGUGUCUUUAUAUAG
Messenger RNA from Gadus chalcogrammus (walleye pollock), 6079 nucleotides. RefSeq lists its product as uncharacterized. The transcript has 15 exons. The record is from RefSeq and is a predicted model, not a curated record. Gene Ontology annotation, biological process: negative regulation of axon extension involved in axon guidance; semaphorin-plexin signaling pathway; negative chemotaxis. The coding region runs from base 1071 to 3515 and encodes 814 amino acids. Gene Ontology annotation, molecular function: chemorepellent activity; semaphorin receptor binding. Lineage: Eukaryota; Metazoa; Chordata; Actinopteri; Gadiformes; Gadidae.